Molecule: messenger RNA, 1527 nt
Organism: Drosophila grimshawi
Lineage: Eukaryota; Metazoa; Arthropoda; Insecta; Diptera; Drosophilidae
Product: arrestin domain-containing protein 3
Exons: 4
Coding region: 1-1464 (487 amino acids)
Biological process (GO): protein transport
Cellular component (GO): cytoplasm
Source: RefSeq, a predicted model, not a curated record
AUGCCCACCACCUGUGUUUUUCAGCUGGAUCGCCUAAAUCCAAUCUACAACAGCGGCGAAUACAUCAGCGGACGCAUUCUGCUGCGUACGGACAAAGUGAAGCGCGUAAAUGCUGUAUAUGUGACCUUGGAGGGUGAGGCCAAGGUUCAGUGGUCCAUGAGCGGCAAAAGUGAGACCUCAAACUAUUCGGGACAUCAGCAAUAUUUGCACACCCGCACCAAUGUCUUCGAUAAUUCACUGUUUCGCGCCGGUGUCCAUGUUUACGUUCUCACACUGCGCAUCCCCCCCGAUUGCCCCAGCACCUGCAAGGGUCCCUAUGGCUAUAUUGCGUACAACAUCUCGCUGACCAUCGACAAGCUCUGGGGCUUCGAUGAAGUCUUUCGCAAACCGAUUAUGGUUGUGCAAACGUUGGAUCUCAAUUAUAACGCUGAGUUUGCGCUGCCCGUCAAGGAUGAGAAUAUCAAAUACCUCUGCCAUUGGCCCUGCAUCUCGGGACCGAUUAGCACCAGUUUGGCGCUGCCCGUUUCUGGCUUUGCACCGCUCCAGGAUGUGCCCUUCAGCGUGGAGAUCGACAACCAAUCGCCGCAUUACGAUAUCGUUGGUGUUGAGGUGUCCAUAAAGCAGCAUUUCGUUUUCCUCUCACGAAAACCGGUGAAGCGAAACUUCUAUACGAAGACGCUGUGCAAAGAGGUCGUCACAGAUCGCACCUUAAGACUGUCCAAGCGAGUGUACGAGUCGACCAUAAUGGUGCCCAUGGACACGCCCCGCUCCACACUGAAUCCCAACUACAUUGUAUUCGUACACUAUUCGCUGCAGGUGAAGCUGAAGACGGGCUUUUUUCACUACGAUACUGAUCUAUCUGUGCCCAUUGUGGUCGGCACCACUCCCCUGCAUCAUCUGCGUGGAACGGUGCGCACCAAUCAACCAGGACGACGCACGCCGACGCCGACGCCGGAGCGACAGCGUCUGAUUGAACGCGUCCAGCCGAGACCCGCAACGGUGGAUGAGGAGACCGAACAGGAGCCCGAAACGGCAGUCGAACAGGCGCAUCAAGUCCUGGAGGAUGAUGAGCCGCCAUCCUAUGAUAGUUGCCUGCCGCCUUCGUUUAGCUUUGCCACAUUGGCUGGCAGCCAGCAGACACUGGAGAGUCAGCAAUUUCCCCAACCACGCAUAGUCUUGCCAAAGUUCCCGGGCUUUAGUACGCUUAUAGGCACUGCGCCGGCACAUGGAAUGGAGGACUCUGGACUGGACAUGCAUCACUAUCGCUCGUAUGGCUCACUGGACACGGAUCACACGGGUCGCAGUCUGGAUACGUUCGGUUCGCUCUGUGGUCCCCUGUCUGAGCAGGGUGAGCUUGUCGAAGUUGAGGAGGAUGAGGAGGUGGAGGAGCUGGCUGUGCUGGAUGUAACCGUUCAGGUGCAUCCAACAGCUCCGCUGCAGGCUCAGGAGGAGCAUCAAUUCUAACUUCAAGUGUCUUAAAUUAAUCCAUGGUGGUAAUAUAUAAAUAAGAUUGUAAUAGACUUAAGU